AAUCUUAACAUUUAAAUGCCCUCAUGUGUCUUUUAAAGCCGCUGUUUGGUUUGGUGUAUGAGAGUAUUUACGUAAAACACUGACUCAACUGGAACAAUUUUUGACUUCGAACAACCACUUUUGACGGGCCGCUUUUGACAGGGGAAAUUUCUGUGAUGGACCUACCAGUUGUCUCCCCUACCUAACUAGUGACCAACAACUUUCGUGUAGACGACAUCUAACCUUUGACCUUGUGAAUGACCACAACACAACCUCAGCUAUCUGAACUCUGUUCGGAGUUUGAGGGUAAUGGUUUUUAGGAGACUGGUUACUAAGAGCUUUCGUAACUUGUGUUUAUUUGUGGGACUUGUGUCACGACAAUUUGUAGCCAGUAUGGCUUGGCGAUCCAGCGGUAACACCAAUGCCAACCUUGUGGAAAAUUUAAGAUUAAAUGAUAUUUUGAAGUCGGACCGAGUGGUACAAGCCAUGUUACAGGUUGACAGGAAGAACUACGUGAAGAAUCCUAUGUACGCCUACGCUGACUCUCCGCAAAGUAUCGGAUACUCCGUCACCAUCAGCGCUCCUCAUAUGCAUGCACAUGCCCUAGAACUGUUAUCUGACCACCUGAAGGAGGGGUCAAGGGCAUUGGACGUGGGGUCAGGGAGUGGCUACCUGACGGCCUGUAUGGCUCUAAUGGUUGGUAAGAGUGGACUGGCCGUAGGAAUUGACCACAUGGAGCAGCUAGUCAGUAUGUCUUUGGAAAAUGUGAAGAAAGAUCCUGCGAUUGGUCAGCUACUGGAAACUGGACAAAUGAAACUGAUUACUGGGGACGGUCGUCAAGGUUACGCUCAGGAUGGUCCUUUUGAUGCAAUCCAUGUCGGGGCAGCGGCCCCUAAACUUCCCCAAGCACUGGUAGACCAGUUGAAGCCCGGUGGCCGCCUCAUCAUUCCCGUAGGAGAACACCACCAGCACCUUCAGCAGAUAGACAAGUUGGAGGACGGCACGGUCCAAAAACAGAAUCUGAUGGGGGUGAUUUAUGUACCACUGACCAGCAAGGAGAAGCAAUGGCCAAGAUCUACCAAUGAUGAACUUUGACCCGAGUGUUACACACUUUAUAUCCCUGUUGUUUUGUUAUUGGUUAAACUGUUACCCUAUCGAUGCAACAUUGGAUUGUUUUUAUCGUUAUUCUUCCGUGGAUGAUAGUCCAUUUGUAAAAUGGCAAGCUUAUGUGUUCCUGUGGAACCCUGGUAGUAGUGUGGAUACAUGACAGCCCUAAUAGUGGUGACUCAAAGACAAGAUGUACAAGUUUUACAGCAUUUGGUUAAAGCAAGAAAAUGCAUUUAGCUAAUGUGUGGUCUGUUUACUUGUACAGUUUUUACACGAAGAGACGAUUAGCAAGAACAUGCAUUUAACUAGUGUUUGGUCAGCUUGAGUUUCCUCUGACCCCGACACCAUGUCUGGUGUAGGGCUAGUGUGUGGUCGGUUAACUUGUACAGUUUUUACACGAAGAGAGGAUUAGCAAGAACAUGCAUUUAGCUAGUGUGUGGUUAGCCUGAGUUUCCAAUGGCCAUACACCAGACAUGGUGUCAGGGUCAGAAGAAACUCUGGCUAGUGUGUGGUCAGUUUACUUGUCCAGUUUUUACACGAAGACAGGAUUAGCAAGAACAUACAUUCACCAGUGUGGUCAAAUCACUUGUCAUGUGUAUUUUUGGCAUUAUUUGGUUCACAUUAGUUUUAUCUAUUGACAGAAGGAUGUUCUGUAGUGUCAAAAGGUCGUUUGACAUCAAUUUAAGUUUUAAGCUCGUACGUAAUGAAUGGAUAUUGAAAGCACAAUAAUGAGGACAUAAGAGAAUUGCUUGUUAGGUUCAAUUUUGUUUAAAUAGCGUAAAGUUGAAGAUAAUCUUAUUUUUCACAUCUUAAGUAAAGCAACACAUGCUUAAAUGAUCCGAGGGUCAUUCUGCUGAUGAACAUGUCUUUCUCAAUACACAAUGUAAUUAUGUCAACCUGAUACAAAUAUUACAGACCGUACGUCAAAUUAUUCAAGGUCAUGUGUGGGUGACCUUUACAUUGGAGAGUGAAAUCAGUGUCAACAGAAUGUCUACAAUAGUGUUUUGUUGAGUUAUGAAGAUUACAUUGUUUGAGAUAAUCCAUUGAUUUCCAAAAUACAUGAUAUACAGUGUAUAUGUAUAUGUUAAAACUACCAUAGUAUGAUUUUCUCAUGACAAUUGUUGAGAUGUUAACUAUUUUGAUUUGUGUUCACCAAAUUAUGACGACCCUUUUUGAAUCUGUUCAGUCUCAUCUGAUCAGGUGAAAAAAUGUGUCUUUAAGUAAUACCGUUUCAUGUUUUUCCUCCCUUGAGAAAUUAAAAUGUGUAUAAUCUUAAAAUACUCUAAAACUACAAAUAUCAUAAAGAUAACAUUUCUGUAUAGGAUUCUUUUGUUUACAAUGGAUAUUUUAUAGUCAAACCUAAUAAUAUUAUAUAAAUAUUCAAACAAAGACAUAUAUUUUGAAAGUAUAGAAUAGAAAUUGUAGUUAUUAUUGAUUUAGGAAGAGUUCCGGUGUAAUAUUUUUAUAUUUUGCACAAGAUUAUGAGAUGAACUUAAAUGUAUAUCAUCAUAGUGUUUUCCUGUCAACUAACAAACCACUAUACUGGGUAAAUCAAUAUGCAUAUUAAAUAGUUAUUAUUUAUAUUUUAGGGUGUGUGAAAUACCUAUCACAUGUUUUCCAAUGUAAAUCUGGUAUACAAUGCAUUUCAUUUUAUGUAUGUUGGAGAUUACAAAACCUAUCACAAGUAACUUUUGUAAUAUUAUACUAGUGUUAUAAAAAUCAAAAAAUUAAAACUUCUAAUAGUUACACAUCCUAUAUAUCACAGUCUUGCAUAUACUGUUAGUAGUUAAUACAAAAGUUUGUCAGUAUUGCUUGUGAUCAUAUUUGAAUCUUUCUUUUUUUUCAUUGGCCAAUCCAUAUCUUUAUGGUGAUGAAGUUUUCAACAGAUGUCUAUUUGUGGAUGGAAGUCAGUUUGCACUUCUGAUGAAAAGCUUUAUUUAACCAUCGUACCGUCAGGAUAACUUGAAAACUUGACGGCAACAGCAAUCUCUUCACUAUUGAUUGAAAGCUUUAUUGUAAAGUCUUUCUUGUUUACAUUGAUAAAAAUAAAAUAUAUUUUAACACCAUUCUAACAACUGAUGGAAAGCUCUGACAGUUGUAACCUUGAGUAGGCAGAUUUCCACGGUUGUGAACCAUACUGCUCUCAUUUCUUUCUCACAUGUAUUGGCUUGUUAUAUUGCAUAUAGCUUGAAUUUAAUAAAUUCCGUUGACAAUAUUGAAA
Molecule: messenger RNA, 3307 nt
Organism: Pecten maximus
Lineage: Eukaryota; Metazoa; Mollusca; Bivalvia; Pectinida; Pectinidae
Product: protein-L-isoaspartate(D-aspartate) O-methyltransferase-like
Exons: 6
Coding region: 289-1074 (261 amino acids)
Biological process (GO): protein modification process
Cellular component (GO): cytoplasm
Molecular function (GO): protein-L-isoaspartate (D-aspartate) O-methyltransferase activity
Source: RefSeq, a predicted model, not a curated record